AGUCAGUCUACUCAGCCUCAAUCCAGACAGCUGCCUGGAGUAUCUCUAUUUAUUCGCUUACAUCCAUCUUUUAUCGCACGUCGAAUUCCUUAUUCCUUCUGCAACCGUCAAUCCAUUGCAACGGUCGUUUCUGAACUCUUCCCCGCACUUGCUUUCUUCUUCCAACAAUCACAUCACAAUGGGUAGUCAGAAGCGCAUAGCCAAGGAGCUGGCAGAGCUCAUGGAAACCCCUCCGGCAGGCAUCACCGUCGAGCUGGUGGAUGAGUCAAACCUGUACGAUUGGAAAGUCUACAUGGAAGGGCCUGAAGGAUCUCCAUACCACCAAGGCAUCUUCCUAGUCAAACUCAAGCUCCCCACCGAAUACCCAUUCAAACCACCCACCGUCUCUUUCGGAACAAAAAUCUACCAUCCUAAUGUCACCAAUGAUGAGAAGGGGAGCAUGUGUUUGGGCAUGUUGAAGCCCGAUGAGUGGAAGCCCAGUUCGCGGAUCUCGGCCGUGUUGGAGUUUGCGCGACAGCUGUUGAAAGAGCCGAUGCCGGAUGAUGCAGUUGAGGGGCGGAUUGCAGAGCAGUACAAGAAUGAUAACGCGCGGUAUGAAGAGAUUGCGAGGGAUUGGACACGGCGUUAUGCGACGGGGGAGAAGGCAUGAUAUGGUAUGAUAGGAGAAUAUCGGAGGAUACAGCUGGAGACAGACUGGGAGACAGGUAGGAGAUAUGCAAUAUCAUACGGAGUCAGUGAGAUGGUGAUAUGCACAGGGUGACAUCCCAUCUAUCCAUCUAUUAUUACAGCCUUCCUGCAUUAUGCGGGAUAGGACUAUGCCAUUCUAUCGUGAUUGUCAUGACUUACCCGGGGUUCAUGGGCCUGUAUUAGCAACGUUUUAGAUGUCAUUAGAUUAGAGAAACUACAUUCUCACGUAUACAUUUAUUCUUUAACACUGAAUAAAUACUUGAAAGUUCUUCUAUAUAACAUUUCCAUCAUGCUUCUUCCCCGUGACCGCGGAGGCAAUUCCG
Messenger RNA from Aspergillus wentii DTO 134E9, 1010 nucleotides. Its product is annotated as putative ubiquitin conjugating enzyme (UbcB). The transcript has 3 exons. The coding region runs from base 179 to 649 and encodes 156 amino acids. Lineage: Eukaryota; Fungi; Ascomycota; Eurotiomycetes; Eurotiales; Aspergillaceae. The record is from RefSeq and is a predicted model, not a curated record.